Molecule: messenger RNA, 1252 nt
Organism: Scaptodrosophila lebanonensis
Lineage: Eukaryota; Metazoa; Arthropoda; Insecta; Diptera; Drosophilidae
Gene: Rnf11
Product: RING finger protein 11
Exons: 3
Coding region: 133-678 (181 amino acids)
Source: RefSeq, a predicted model, not a curated record
AGAAAUCGACGACCAAAUACAAAUACGCAAACAAUACACAUAUAAAUUUUUAACAGAGCAAUUAACGAAUGUAACUGUGACGACAUAGAUACAAUACUUAAAUUUACAUUUGCCUUUGAGCCUUGUCCUUGUAUGUUAAAAGUGAUUUUUACCAAACGGGACGUACUCUUAGGUGCAGCAGGCCAGCUGAGCAGAAAGUGCUGUAGGAUGGGUAACUGCCUGAAAAUGAGCACAUCCGACGACAUUUCACUUUUGCGUGGUAGUGAAAGUAUGAGUGUAAGUGGACAGGAUGUCAACAGUGAAAUGUUUGCAUCUGAUCCUGGUGGUGGUCCCAUAUUCCAGCAUGAAUCAAUUCAGCAAGUGUUCUAUCCAACGCCAUCUGUUAGCCGUCCAGCCAGCACAGAGGACGAGCAGGUCAACAUUAAGAAAGCCAAACGGAUGGGCCUUAUACAACAUCUGCCCGUUGGCACCUACGAUGGUAGCGCCAAGAAGACGCAGGAGCGCGAGUGCGACAUUUGCAUGGUAGAGUUUUGCGUCGAUGAGGCAGUGCGUUAUCUACCGUGUAUGCACAUUUAUCACCUGCACUGCAUUGACGAUUGGCUGAUGCGCAGCCUCACUUGUCCCCGCUGCUUGGAACCUGUCGACGCGGCCUUGCUAACGAGCUACGAAACCACAUAGCGCUUCAUCCCAAUGGAUCCUUUAUAGCUGUGCAUCGCUUUUUGUUUCUGGCCUCCGUCGUGGAUCGUCGCCCAAUUACUAAUAAAGGGGAUCGGGUUCGGUAUCUUUUAAAUCGGAACAAAUUGGCUGAGAUCAACACAUACCCACACAUAUAUAAAUUAUUCGAGAUAAAUAUCAUCGUUGAGGAGGAGAGCUGUUUUUAAAAUUGCUACUACACACUGUGCAACACACCCGCAACAAGCGUUUGUAAAACGACGAGGGCGUCGGUGUUCCUCACAUAAUGGUCACGUAAAUGUAAAACCGUUGGCUGGUCAUUUUAUUAGUUGUUAAUUUUACAAAAAUUAAAACAAAACCAUUUCAAAAAACACUGAUAUUACAUCGGCGAAACGAAAUUGCAACCAACAGCGGCAGCAUCAAUAUGUGUACAUACCUACAUACAUAUAUAAAAAUCAACAAUGUUGUAACAUCUAUUUAAUGCGUAGGUGUAAAACCAUAACGUAAUUACUAGUGUAAACAUAAACAUAUUGUACAAUAUUAAAUAAUUAUACAUAAAGAUAUAUAAAAACAAACACAA